CUGGCCGCCGUGCCCUUCUCCGUCGCUGUCGGCGCCUUCUCUGCUGCCGCCGCCCCUAUCGCCGCCGAUCCUCCCACGGCGGCCGCACCGCCUCCGCUUCCCGCGGCUCCCGUCGCCGCCAUCUCGCCGCCGAACGCGCCGCCCUGGUCGGCUCUACCCGCCGCGGCGACCGCCGUCGAGCCCGCGCCUCCGCCUCCUCCUGAGCGCCCCAGGGCCUCAGCCAGCAUCACCUUUAGCUCGCCAAUCGCGAGCCACAUCUUCUGCGACUCCGCCUCUCGGGCUCGCUCACCCUUCAACCGGGACCGGCGCUCCUGCUCCACGGCCUCUGCCAUCUUGUCCAACCCGAUCCUGUGUUGCUCAUGCCAAUUUUGUAGGCAAGACUCAAACGUCCUCUUGACUCCAUUGCUCAGCAUUCUGCCCACUCUUCGACUGGUGGUCCGUGACAACAGAGGCAAUUUGCGUGAUCCCAUUGGGUUCACAGGGGGUCAAGAUUGGAAAUUGGUGAACUUGGAAGCAAUCUCAUGAAUAGCUUAG
This is a messenger RNA of Linum tenue, 534 nucleotides long. The record is from the annotation of a GenBank genome assembly. NCBI's taxonomy places the organism in Eukaryota, Viridiplantae, Streptophyta, Magnoliopsida, Malpighiales, Linaceae.